AUGGAUUCUCCCGAAAGCAACAAGGAGCCCGUCCCUGACGCCACCGAGCUCGACGCAGAGACCCCUAGCGCAAGCGUGGGGAAUGCCAACAAGAAGCAGAAGGGGAAGGCCGUGAAGCAGAAGAAGAAGCGUAAGGUGUGGACCGAGGACGAAAUGACCGAUCUGGCCACUGCUCGAUGGUUCACACGCGAGGAUUUGAAGUCGAUGCAAGGCAAGCAAGGAUCGCAGUAUUGUAAGAAGCUCCGUAGGCAUCUCUGUAAGGCGAAUCCGAACAGGACACGCAAGUCGGGAGCAAUGAAGCAGCAGUGGAAGCGGCUCGAGAGGGAGUAUAAGGAGAUUUGCGAGGCGUUGGCAAUGUCGGGUGGCGGAAACAUCGCCCGCCCGGGAUGGUUCGGCUACAUGGAAGAACUACGCGCAGGUACCGCCGCGGUGAACCCCCAUGUGGUCGACGGUGGAGGCGCGGGCGAGGACCACGCUGAUCCUCUGGCAAACCCUAUGCCGCCAGCCCCUGCACCUGCCACACCCAUGUCGCCUCCUCCUCAAGUUGGGCCCUCAGGUCUUACGCCAGCACAAAAGGCGGACCACACCACACCUGUGCGGAAGAGGCGGGUGUCCGAGAGUGCUACCAUCUGCGGAGCGCAGCUCAUUGCGGACGCAUUGAAAGAGUGCAGUCAGGAAGGCCUGGCCAAGCUGGACGCGCUGACCCGCUUGAUCAUGAGUGCGGUAGCGUCGGUGAGCGCGCCUCCUGAGGCGGCUGAUCCGCCGGCUGUAACGGCGAGCGCGCCUCCUGAGACGGCAGAUCCGCCUCCUGAGACACCAAACGCGUCUACACCGGCAGAAAGCUCGCCUAUGAUCAUGGAUCCUACGGGGCAGUAG
This is a messenger RNA of Closterium sp. NIES-65, 876 nucleotides long. The record is from the annotation of a GenBank genome assembly. NCBI's taxonomy places the organism in Eukaryota, Viridiplantae, Streptophyta, Zygnematophyceae, Desmidiales, Closteriaceae.